CGCUGGGGCCCGCCUCCGCAAUCAUGAACAAAGAAGCACCGCUCUCCAUCUCUGAGCGCGACUUCAUCCUCAAUGCCCUGCGCGAGGAUGUACGGCUGGACGGUCGAGCAGCCGACCAGCUGCGUCCGUUGAAUGUGACGUUCGGGGAAGAGUAUGGACAUGUGAAGGUGCAGCUCGGCCGGACCAGUCUUAUUGUCCGAAUCUCAGCGGAAGUUACGAAACCACACGAUGACCGUCCGUUUGACGGUCUUUUCACAAUCGCCAUGGAGCUAACUGCCAUGGGCUCUCCCGCUUGGGACAAUGGCCGGCAAGGGGAUCUCGAAACAUACGUCACCAACGUUCUGGACCGUGUCGUUCGCCAUUCCAACGCCCUGGAUACCGAGUCCCUCUGUAUCGUGAAGGGUGUCAGUUGCUGGAGCAUCCGUGCGGACGUUCACAUUACAGACUACGACGGCAACCUGAUUGAUGCGGCCUGCAUCGGUAUCAUGGCGGGUCUGCAGCACUUCCGCCGUCAAGACGCCGUGGUCAAGGACGGCCAGGUUAUUGUCUACGGGCUGGAUGAACGGGUUCCUGUUGCGUUGAACAUCACGCACAAGCCACUCUCCAUCACGUUCCACACUUUCGACGAAGGGAAGAAGGUUAUCCUUGACGCAACUCGGAAAGAGGAACAAGCAUCUGAAGCGGAUGUGGUGAUCGGCCUAAAUAACGCGGGUGAUGUCUGCUUCAUGUCGAAGUUCUCUGGAUCGGGCGUGGAUGCUAUGGUCUUUGUGGAUAAGACCUCUGUGGCGCUGGAGAAGGUGAAGGAGAUUAAUGCGAUUAUUGACAAGGCCUUGCAAGCUGACCUCUCGAAACGUGCCAAAACCGGCAUGCUGGAGGAGUCGCGAGCGGAAAAUGAUCGGCAACCGGAGCUGGAAGUAUAGCCAAUAUCGUUUAAUGAGCCAAGACAAUGAAUUAGACCUUGUGUAUGAUAGUAUCACAGGCGAACCUGGGAGAUCGAUGAAUCGGCCCAAGUAAUCAAUCCUGUACCGUAGGUCAGCUCCCGAUUUCGUACAGUCCGUCGAUUGCGGGGGGUGUCCGUCGAACGCG
Molecule: messenger RNA, 1086 nt
Organism: Aspergillus heteromorphus CBS 117.55
Lineage: Eukaryota; Fungi; Ascomycota; Eurotiomycetes; Eurotiales; Aspergillaceae
Product: exosome non-catalytic core subunit RRP45
Exons: 3
Coding region: 24-920 (298 amino acids)
Biological process (GO): U5 snRNA 3'-end processing; nuclear polyadenylation-dependent rRNA catabolic process; nuclear mRNA surveillance
Cellular component (GO): cytoplasmic exosome (RNase complex); nuclear exosome (RNase complex)
Source: RefSeq, a predicted model, not a curated record